This is a messenger RNA of Magnolia sinica, 369 nucleotides long. RefSeq lists its product as uncharacterized. Bases 1 to 369 code for a protein of 122 amino acids. The record is from RefSeq and is a predicted model, not a curated record. The transcript has a single exon. Lineage: Eukaryota; Viridiplantae; Streptophyta; Magnoliopsida; Magnoliales; Magnoliaceae.
AUGGGGAAGUCAGUUGUGUUGAGCCGUUGUUGUCCGUCUUGCCCUAUGUUGGUUGGCGAGAUGUUCCUGCCCUCCUAUUUGAUCGUGAUGCUGAUGGCGGAGUUCGUUGUUAUCCUGGGGAUGGACUGGCUUGCGGAGUAUUAUGCGAUUUUGGACUGUGCCACGAGGACAGUCACGUUUCAUAUUUUCGGCUUGCCAGUGUUCCUGUUCGUUACCGAGCCGAGAGGAGGGCCGUUGUCCAGUUUAUUGGCUUAUGUUGUCGAAGAGUCCGUGGUAGGGUGUAUUAAGCAACUUUCAGUAGUCUACAAGUACCCAGAUGUGUUCCAAGAGAUCCCGGGUUUGCCGCCACGUCGACAGAUUGAGUUCUAG